UUUGGCCCCAAUUUUAGCUGUCCCAGACAAGGUUUUGAGAUCGGAGACAAAAUCCCCAUGUCCUUGCCUACUCUGGGUGAGCGGCCAUCAGCUACGCUUGUUUAAUGUGAGCGGGUCAGAGAUGUAAUCAGAGGGCUACCGAUCCUGUCUUUGAGCAGUCCCAGACGUCCAAUAUUUUUAAAGGUGUUUGAUUUUAUCUGCACAAAAUCUGCAAUACUGUUGUAGUGUGACAUGUGUAAUGACAAGAUUUGAGAACGGUGAUCAGCAAUAGCCAGUGAGAUGAUAACUUUGUAUCACAUCACCCAUAAUGUGUACUCUCGAGCAGGAGCGAUGAUUACUACUAGUAUGUGUUUGUACUUGCCAAAGUAUCAAAUCGUUACAGCUCUGACAAGCUAUUUACACACAAUGUAUUUCAAUUAAAAAUGUAUUGGCUAGAUAUUUCAACUCUGUAUGACAAGCAUGAAUGUCUGACUGAUAACGUUUGAGGCUGCUUUGAGCCACAGCUCGUUCUAGCUAUGAAAUCACAUCUUUGUCAAGACUGCAUGGUAUAGAGAAUCCUCAAGACCGAAGAAUGUUGUCGUGCGUGACCUCCCUUCGUUUGUUUGCGCAGCACUAUGUUGAGCACUUCCAGGUCUUCCCUGCCAGAGCCACCCAGUAAGAGGUGGGCUGUAUCAGAGGGAAUCGGGAAGAUAAACACGCCUGCACCAGCCACAGCCUCACUUCUCUAUGACGAUGACAUCACACCUAGAUACCUACUCAGGGUGAUCCUGCAGACAGAGCCGGAGACAUCCCUUCUGGUUCAGGACCGGCCAGUCAGGAAGAAGCCAGAGCUGCCCUCCACAAACUCCAGUCAUCACAGCAACCGCCCAAGUACAGGGCUGUCUGACUUGGAUUUCCCUGACAUGACCACCACAGUAAACCUGUCAAAUACGGUGAAGGGACUAAGCAGGAAGCGACCACGUCGGAGUCUCAACAUAACAGCAUUCAACAGGCAGCUUGAACAUGAAGGUCAUGGUCAGCACUGUACAGUGUGUGCGCAUGAUGGAGAAGGUGGCAGUGCAACAGAAAAAUACCUCUCAUCCCUGUCUUCUGCCUCUAAAAGCUCUAUCACCUUCUCUCUGAAAACACCCUUUGUGGACAUUCGGACUGAGAAAAGGAGAUUUCAAAGGAAGGUAGCAAAUCGUAAAAAAAAUUGCCUUGAGGAGUUUGACGAGGCCCUACGGAAUCGAAAGGCGGCAAUGGGUGGAGACCCUGAGCUCAGUGUUAGGGAGGAUCAGCAGGGUCUCAGUGAGACCGUUCGUUCUGAGGGGUUCACCUUGGGACUGAGUGACCUCACCGCUCCUGACAUCACCCAUGACAUCAUCACCAGCAAAACAGAGCUCUACGCCCCGCCUGAUGACGCAGCAACAACCUUCACUAUCGCCACCCAGGACAAAGACACCAUCACAGGCACACAGAUCCAGCGAGAAAUGGGAGGAAUGAAGGAUGAGGAGGAGAAAGAUAUGGAGGUGGUAGGGGAACAAAAGGAGUACAAGAUGGAAAUAGACAACAAAGAUGGAGAGGAUUUGGCUGUUGAUGCUGGGCAGAGAGAGGCCUUGGUGAGACAGGAGGAGUCCAAAUCACAGACCGAAGAGGUAGCUGACUCCCGGACAGGAGAAGAUGAGGAGCUGGCUAAAUCUCCGACAGAAGGAGAGGUAGCCGAGUCUCCGACAGAAGGAGAGGUAGCCGAGUCUCCGACAGAAGGAGAGGUAGCCGAGUCUCCGACAGAAGGAGAGGUAGCCGAGUCUCCGACAGAAGGAGAGGUAGCCGAGUCUCCGACAGAAGGAGAGGAGGAGGAGAUGACUGAAACUCAGACAGAAGAUGUAGCAGAUGAAGGGAGACAGGUAGUGGAAAAAGGCUUGACAUCACAGAGUUUAGUACACAACGUGAUGCACAUCAGUCGGAGAGCUUAUUGCUCAGAGGGUGGUGUCAAGGUUGCUGGAGUGAUGGAAGGAGGGAGGGGCUACAAGAGCACGGGAGCAGAGCUCCAUCCUACAGAGACUGGUGAGUCAGGGUGUGCAGGCAGAAGGUCAGAGGGGGACACUGCUGGUGAGUGGCACAGCGGGCCGGAGGUGGGAGCUAGUGAGAGCGCCCACACCCGCACAGUAACCCUUGGCAGCGCCCCUCCCUCCCCGUUGCCCCAGGAAGAUGAGCUGGAAGGUUUGAGUAGAACAGGCACCAGCCUUGGAAAUGAGGAGAUGGAGAACUCCAUGCCUUCUUUAGAGAUGACCUUUGAACCUGAGAACAAUGCCCCUCGUAGUAGCAUUUCAUCCCUGCACCCCAUCACUGCCCAGAGCUCAGCUGACCAUGAGGAGGACUGGGAUGAUGUGGAAGAGGGGGAUGGUAUCCAGAGUGAAGAGCUGUCCAUGAAGACACCUGCGUUUGUCAGAGAGAAGAGGAAUGCUCUGCCUAUUGACCCCCUGGCCACACCCACUAUUCUCAAAGACCUUCAACCAAGUGUUUCGGCUGGUGCUGCAGCUGCGGUAAGGGGAAAGCGGACUGGAUCGGCCAAGAAGGAUCCUGGUCUCUCUAAGAGCUACAUCAUGAGCGUGUUCAAACACUUUGCCAAGACCAAGGUGUCUACAGAUGUCUACCCUGUCCUAAAGGAGAUAAUGGAGCUCUACUUUGACCGACUAGCUGAUGACUUGGAGAUGUUUGCUGCUCACGCCAAGAGGAAGACCAUUGAGGUAGAGGAUGUAGAGCUGCUGAUGCGGAGACAGGGGUUUGUGACUGACAGCAUGCCAGUCAAUGUGUUGAUUGAGAAAUAUCUCCCAAUGGAAUCCCGGAAGCUCCUCAUUCCUGUGGCAACAAGUGGUAACUACCUCAUUCCCAAACCGAAGAGAAAAUGACCAGCUUAUUGUGGAAAAUGAUUGGCUCAAAUCAUAAUGUGGGCUGAUGUUGUAUAUUUGAUUGAAUAUCUAUUAACAGCUGUUAAUUUAUUAUUUGUAGACACUCAUUCAAACACAGCCAGUACAAGACCAUGUAACCUGGUGUAAAUGUGUUUUUGAUUGAAUAUGGCUUCGUCUUUUGUUUUGUUUGUUUAUAUUUGUCAAAUAUUACUGCAAUAAAAUGUAUUUGAUUUAA
Messenger RNA from Oncorhynchus masou masou (cherry salmon), 3123 nucleotides. RefSeq names its product centromere protein T-like. Gene Ontology annotation, molecular function: DNA binding; protein heterodimerization activity. The transcript is spliced from 12 exons. Gene Ontology annotation, cellular component: kinetochore. Bases 615 to 2888 code for a protein of 757 amino acids. The record is from RefSeq and is a predicted model, not a curated record. Lineage: Eukaryota; Metazoa; Chordata; Actinopteri; Salmoniformes; Salmonidae. Gene Ontology annotation, biological process: chromosome segregation; mitotic cell cycle; kinetochore assembly.